Molecule: messenger RNA, 1032 nt
Organism: Ruditapes philippinarum (Manila clam)
Lineage: Eukaryota; Metazoa; Mollusca; Bivalvia; Venerida; Veneridae
Exons: 2
Coding region: 1-1032 (343 amino acids)
Biological process (GO): adenylate cyclase-activating G protein-coupled receptor signaling pathway
Cellular component (GO): plasma membrane
Molecular function (GO): G protein-coupled receptor activity
Source: RefSeq, a predicted model, not a curated record
AUGAUGAACAAUACGAACACGACUGUAUCUAACACGACAAAUCUAUCAGUCAAUACUGAAAUGAAAGAUGGAUAUGACUUACCAGUGACUGGACUUGCGUCUGGAUAUUUUUACAGUCUACACAGUCUCGCGCUUUCUUGCAUGCUCUGCAGCUUCGUUUGUGCGGUAAUUGUACUUACUUUUUCCUUCAGAGCAAAGACAUGCAGGGAUUUCUUCAAGGGCUGGAGUAAAGGUGAACGGUUUAUUGUAUACAUGGCACUCAUUGACGGAAGUUUCAACGUAUUUCACAGCCUUGAUCACUUGCAUCAUGUCAUUGCCAUGGACCAUGUGAGACCAAAGGAAUUAUGCCAGUUUUAUGCCUUUGUUAAUGUUGUAUUCGUAAAUGGUCAAAACUUGAUGGUAAACAUUGUUGCGUUUAAUGCAUUCAUGUUGAUGUACUUUGACAAGAAUCUUGACUUUGGGAAAGCCGACUGGAAACUUCUUACAUGGAUAAUCGGGAUGCCUUUUGUUGGAGCUUCGAUAGCACAGUUUACAGGGACAUUGGGACCAACUGGGUCUUUUUGCUUCGUCGACGGUGUUAGAGGAUUCACCGCUAAUGUAUGCCUUACCACAGUUCCCUUACUGAUAAUUGUUCUGAUGAACAGCGUAAUGUACGGUCUCACGUGGAAACGUAUCAGAGAGAAGACGAAAGCCCUGAAACAUUUUAACAAGGUAACGAGACAGACAGUCAGCAAAUCAAGGCGUGCGGCGAUAAGUAUGUCCAUGUUUGUUGUAGCGUUCUUCAUUCAAUGGACGCCGUUGGCCAUAAUGGGGUUGUGGCUGCUACUUGACACGGAAGUUCCGCUAGUCUUGUUCUAUAUUGUAACGACAUUUACAAAUCUCGGUGGCUGCUUGAAUUUUGUGGUAUUUCUCAUAAUAAGACAUAGGAAUAGACAACAAAGUUCUAAGAAUGAACGGAGACAUAAUGACUUGGAUGAACACAAAAACACGCACACCAAUUCUAAUAUCACAUUUGUGUCUACUGAGACUUAA